AUGGAAAACCGUUCUCAGCGAUGCGAAUGCGAUCGGUGGUCCCGUGGUGUAGCGGUUAGCACUCAGGACUCUGGAUCCUGCGCAAGGUCCUCAAUACUUCGUCAUCGUCAAGAGGGCUUUGCGAUGAGGAUAGAAUGGAAAACAGUUCUCAGCGAUGCGAAUGCGAUCGGAGGGCUUUGCGAUGAGGAUAGAAUGGAAAACCGUUCUCAGCGAUGCGAAUGCGAUCGGUGGUCCCGUGGUGUAGCGGUUAGCACUCAGGACUCUGAAUCCUGCGACGAGGGCUUUGCGAUGAGGUUAGAAUGGAAAACCGUUCUCAGCGAUGCGAAUGCGAUCGGUGGUCCCGUGGUGUAG
Messenger RNA from Cylicocyclus nassatus, 351 nucleotides. NCBI's taxonomy places the organism in Eukaryota, Metazoa, Nematoda, Chromadorea, Rhabditida, Strongylidae. The record is from the annotation of a GenBank genome assembly.